Molecule: messenger RNA, 453 nt
Organism: Vavraia culicis subsp. floridensis
Lineage: Eukaryota; Fungi; Microsporidia; Pleistophoridae
Exons: 1
Coding region: 1-453 (150 amino acids)
Biological process (GO): DNA-templated transcription
Molecular function (GO): DNA-directed RNA polymerase activity; DNA binding
Source: RefSeq, a predicted model, not a curated record
AUGUUGCUGCGGAUGAGCACACAAUUUAUAUUUUUGUUUUAUUGUAGAAAGAUUUACUUCCUUUGUUCUGUGAGCACCGGGGUGCUUCCCAUCGUAGCUGCAAAUAUUUUUAGUUCAGGGCUGCUUGGCAUCGAAGCGGCACAGCGCAGCAUUGUAAACGAGAUCGUCUUCACACUCAAAAGCCAUGGAAUAGAAAUAAACGUAGAACACAUCACAUUGAUGUGUUUCAAGGGCAAGGUCAACGGAAUAACACGAUUCGGUAUAAAAAACUUUAAGAGCAGUCCCCUAAUGCUGGCAUCGUUCGAGCAGACUGGCGAGCACCUCUUCGAUGCGGCUGCUAAUAACAAGUGCAAUGAGAUCGCAGGUGUAAGCGAUUCGAUAAUAGUGGGCGGUAUAAUACCUGUGGGCACGGGUGGUGUGAGCAUUUACCACGAUGAUAGGAAUCAGAAUUAA